AUGUCAAAAUACGUCUUGACGGUGGCUCUAAGAACCAAAACGAGAAAAGGAAUGGCACUAGUUUUUCUGUACAUCAGGAAUAAAAAAGUCGAUCUCGCGACACGCAAACCCACCGAAGGAGCUGAUUUAUAUCCAGUGUGCUUCUCGAUAGAGCCCGGAUUUGACGGAUGGAUACCAAUUGAUGAUUCGCUUGAUGAGGUGUUAAAAUCACGUAUGGGAACAAAAAUUGUGGAAACACGACGAGAAUCUGGUGUACCGUCACGGUCUGAGGACAGGGAAGUAAAGCCCGCCAGCUACUCAGUUAGAUAUGAUGGAAGAUUACAUAAGGAGGCACUUGAUGUUAUAACUCGACAUCGAUAUCACGGUGACGCGUUUCUGUCCCUGUGGGAUAUGGGUGGACACAUGUCAUUUCAGGCGUCCCACAACAUAUUCAUAUCAUCCCACGGGGUAUACAUAAUAGUCUUCAGACCCACAGAUUUUCUCAAAGACAAGCUGGAAACUGAUCGACUGAAGAAAUGGAUCCGUCUGAUUGGCACGUUUUCAAAGCGUGAAGUCAAUGCCCCAAAGCCCAGUACAGAAAAUAUGCCUCCGUCAAACACCAGUACAGAAAAGAUGCCUCCAUCAAACACCAGUACAGAAAAGAUGCAAGCACCUCCGCUUAUUUUCGUAGGCACAUUCCUUGAUGAGUUAAAGAAAACAUCAAAGGACUACAAAAAACAAAUAGAUAACAUACAGAAUCACAUCUCCAAAUUCCCAGAACUGUCAACCUUUGAUUUUGUGAGGUUCUGUACAGUCGAUAACAGCCUCGACAAUGAUGAUGAAGAGCUAAAAACAUUGCGAGGAUUCACCACAGAAGCAGCGGAGUACCAGGACCAGUGGGAAAGAGAGAUUCCUACGACAUGGUUAAAGUUGGAAUUGGAUUUAUUCAACAAGAGGGAAAAGGGGGAAAGAAUAUUGGCACUGGCAGACGUGAUACAAAUGAACAAAGAAUCAGUGGCUCCAUUGAAGGAUGAGGAUGAGAUCAGACUUGCGCUGGAGUACCUCCACAGCACAAGGUCUGUGAUAUAUUUCCGGGAAUUCGAUUACGUCAUCAAUGACCCCCAGUGGCUUGCAGAUUUCUUCAGCAUCCUAAUUACCGAUGACCAGUUUCUCCAACACAAUGACCUCCUGCUGAGACGAGACUUAGAUUUAUACAAAGCAAAGGGCGAAUUGACUGAGAAAUUGAUCGCAGGUCUGCUCGGUGUAGAAAAGAACAAAAAAUUCGCGCCCUUUAAGACCGUUCUCUUGGCUCUGAUGGAAAAGUUUGGCCUGAUAGUGAAAGUUUUGCUGCCGAAAACCGCUACAGAAAAUAGACAUUUCAGUGAGACUUAUACCAUUCCAAGCAAGAUAAGGGAGCUCCAAAACAUCGAUUGGAUUUCCGAUAAAGUCAAUUCACUCAAAUGUCAAAAUCUCGCGGUCUCCAAAACGUUGUGUUUUGUAUUUGAGGAGGUCUAUGUACCAACCGAACUGUUUCAUAGAGUAUUUGCUCAUGUCCUCAAGACAUAUCCAACAGCAGAUUUGUCAACACGAAGCUCGGAGAAAGCAGCAGAAGAAAGCAAAAGGUCGACAGAGGAUACAGAUUGUCUGUAUAUGGGAUUUGGGUGUUUCGAGGUCAACGACAUUUGCAGAAUGAUCUUGUCCAUGCAUGCUGAGAGAUCCACAAUUGCCGUGACAGUGUUCAGUCCUACAGAAUCUCACCUUCCGGCAUAUUCUGGAAAACAUGUUCGCCUCUCAAUCGAACGUAUUCUUCGGGAAACAUUACAAAUGAGUAAGCAGGAACACUUUCAUUACUCACACCAACUACACUGCAACUUUCACCUGAGUCCAUAUGACACCCCAGUACAACUGUACGGCAUCAUCCGUUCAAAAAAGGGCGUAUGCUGUAAAGGGGGAGAAUGUCAAGGACAACAUCUUCUGACAAAAGCAGACACUGAGUAUUGGGAUGUCAAAGAGGAUUCCACAAAGACACAAGAUAGAGAAAGCAUUACAGGAACGACCUUGGUGGACAAAUGCAUUCCAAAUCGAAGGCCAACUCCCCGGGAACUUGGUCGCCUGUCAAGUCUGGUUACACUGUCUUCCUAUAGAAUGUUUGUAUCCCUUGGGAUUUCUGAAGCAGAACUCCAAACUAUCAAGGAAAAGUCACAAAUGUUAGCGGGAAAAACGAUAAUCACGAAGAUGUUUCUAAAAUGGACUAGCGAAUACCAUAAUGGGACCUUCCAUGACAUCAAAAAGGCUAUGGAUGAAGCUGAAUUGGCAUCUGACCGCAUGUCGGAAGUAAUAGAAGCAAACGAGGGGUCAUCGUGUCAAGAUAGUGUUCCCAAUGAGGUCUGGAUCAGAGUCCCUUCUGAUGAUGAGAUAACAGAAAUAGUGAGACACAUUGGUGAGACGUACUUCAACCUGUGUCUUGAGCUCGGGCUGUCACCGCCAGUUAUAGAGCAACACGUACACGACCGACCGAACAACUUCCAGGAAAUGAUGGAUGCCCUUCUUCGGUGCUGGAAAAACACAUUCCAGCAGCAGGCAACAAUAGGCAGGCUGUUGACAGCAAUGGAAAUGUGUGACAUUGACUGGUAUACAAUUGCACAACACUUGUCAAGGAAAGUUCGGAGGAUCAACUGACUUGUGAUUGAAUCAGUAUACAACUAUUACACAUGAUAUAUACUUUCAGAAUGAAAUUAUUCUCUGAAAUACUGAAAAAAGCACAAAUCAGUUAUAAAUAAUACCCAUCUCACUAACGGAAGCUUAAAUCAGUUAAUCAAGACCCAUUGAUAUUUAUUCACAAAUGGAAUAUUAAAAUAUUGUGUGAUGUGCUGGAAAAAAAUCAAAAGCGAAAAAAAAAAUAAACAAACAAAAGGAAACAAAAUGUAUCCGCGAUAUAAAAAAGAAAUCACGAAAAAGCGAGUACAAAUCGUAUCUCGAAUUAUGUUUUUUCUUUAUCGUCUCAUCGGAAACAAUCUAAACAAUCUUGCUUUUAGUUUGAUUUUAUUAUUGUAUAGUAUAAUGACACAGAAAUGUAAAUGUGAAAUAUGUAUUUGUACCUUUUAUCAUUAUCGCUGACUCAUGAACCUGUUCUAUGUGUUAUUAUUAUGCGGUGGCUGGGUUAUAUAUGGUUUAUAGGGAACAACAAACCAAUUGAAAAAAUAAAUAGAUUUUUGAAAAAGCACUUGUGUAUAGAAAGUUGAGCCAAGGAUAAAA
This is a messenger RNA of Pecten maximus, 3234 nucleotides long. RefSeq lists its product as uncharacterized. Gene Ontology annotation, biological process: signal transduction. The record is from RefSeq and is a predicted model, not a curated record. The transcript has 9 exons. NCBI's taxonomy places the organism in Eukaryota, Metazoa, Mollusca, Bivalvia, Pectinida, Pectinidae. Gene Ontology annotation, molecular function: protein binding. The coding region runs from base 1 to 2658 and encodes 885 amino acids.